Mandrillus leucophaeus (drill) is the source of this 2004-nucleotide messenger RNA. It is a transcript of the gene PAQR9, whose product is annotated as progestin and adipoQ receptor family member IX. The transcript has a single exon. The record is from RefSeq and is a predicted model, not a curated record. Gene Ontology annotation, molecular function: signaling receptor activity. Bases 302 to 1033 code for a protein of 243 amino acids. Lineage: Eukaryota; Metazoa; Chordata; Mammalia; Primates; Cercopithecidae. Gene Ontology annotation, cellular component: membrane.
CCGGGACCCCCCAGCGUCUGCCAAGCCGCUGCUGCGCUGGGACGAGGUGCCCGACGACUUCGUGGAGUGCUUCAUCCUGUCGGGCUACCGGCGUCUGCCGUGCACGGCCCAGGAGUGCCUAGCCUCGGUGCUGAAGCCUACCAACGAGACGCUCAACUUCUGGACGCACUUCAUCCCGCUGCUGCUGUUCCUGAGCAAGUUCUGCCGUCUGUUCUUCCUGAGCGGCGGCGACGUGCCCUUCCACCACCCGUGGCUGCUGCCGCUGUGGUGCUACGCGUCGGGAGUGCUGCUGACCUUCGCCAUGAGCUGCACGGCGCACGUGUUCAGCUGCCUGUCGCUGCGCCUGCGCGCCGCCUUCUUCUACCUGGACUACGCGUCCAUCAGCUACUACGGCUUCGGCAGCACGGUGGCCUACUACUACUACCUGCUGCCCGGCCUCAGCUUGCUCGAUGCCAGAGUCAUGACUCCAUACUUGCAGCAGCGCCUGGGCUGGCACGUGGACUGCACGCGCCUUAUCGCCGCCUACCGCGCCCUGGUGCUGCCCGUGGCCUUCGUGCUGGCGGUGGCUUGCACUGUGGCCUGCUGCAAGAGCCGUACCGACUGGUGUACCUACCCAUUCGCGCUGCGCACCUUCGUCUUCGUCAUGCCGCUCAGCAUGGCCUGCCCCAUUAUGCUCGAGAGCUGGCUCUUCGACCUGCGUGGGGAGAACCCCACACUCUUCGUGCACUUCUACCGCCGCUACUUCUGGCUGGUGGUGGCCGCCUUCUUCAACGUGAGCAAGAUCCCCGAGCGCAUCCAGCCAGGUCUCUUCGACAUCAUCGGCCACAGUCACCAGCUCUUCCACAUCUUCACCUUCCUCAGCAUCUACGACCAGGUGUACUACGUAGAAGAGGGCCUGCGCCAGUUCCUCCAGGCGCCGCCUGCCGCACCCACUUUCUCAGGUACUGUGGGCUACAUGCUGCUGCUGGUGGUCUGCCUGGGGCUGGUCAUCAGGAAGUUCCUGAACAACUCCGAAUUCUGCAGUAAAAAGUGAGCCUCCGCCUUGGAGGAGACUACUGGUUCGCCCAUCUGUUUGGAGUUUCUGUUGUUGCUAUUGUUGGUUUGUUUUCAAGUUUCAUUGUGUUUUCUUCUUUGCUCAAGGAAGGUGCUGCAAAACCAUAGGGAAAAAGUUCACAGCUACAAAGGGAUCCCAACCCACUGGAGGCUUUCAAGGAGGCUGGCGGGGGUGUUCAAGUGGUAGGGAAAUAGUCACUGGUUCUUGCCCUUGGAAAAAAUUCAGGUGAUGUCUUUGACAUCCAGGGAUUUCUCAAAGGCAGUGAGUAAAAUUCCAAAUAAAGCCCCCAAAGAGUUUGCUUUUCCAAUCAUCUGUGCCAUUGGUAAUAAGGAGUAGCCCCUAUGAGGUCAGGUACACAAUAAAGAGGGUAAAUAGAAUCCUUGGGAACUUCUAUUUCAGUCUGAGGAAUGCUUGGAUUUGUCAAAAGAAUGGAGCUUUGUAGGAAACAGGCACAAAGACGCAAACCCAGGGCUUAACCUGCUAGGAAAUGCAUGGAAUGUGAACACAAAUUAAUUAUUUCAAAACGUUUUUCAGAUGUUAUUUAAAUAGUAAUAUAUACGUUGAUUUUUCAUAAUUUAUCAAAGCCUGUGAUGUGCACUGAAUUUUCUUUGUCACAUAGUUUUGAAUUUCACAGCCUUCUGCAUUGCAUACACUUGAACUGGACAUCAGGGGAAGCUACUUGAGAGUUCUCAACUACUUUCUUAAACAGUGUUUUCUGAAGGCCUGUGUCAUGAUACAACUGUGAAUUAUUCUACCUUAGGGACUCUGGUUAAACUAUUGGUGAGGAGCUCGAGUGGUUUGUAUAGACCCCAGAUUUUUGUUUAUUCUAAUGUGUUCCACAAAACCCAUCCGGUUUUUGUUAGUUUGUUUGGUUUUUUAUCUUUUUCUUUCCUUCUCUACUUAUUUAAAUUGCCACUGCAAUAAAUGUGCCUUUUGAAGCAAUGUCCAAA